AUGCAAACAGAAAGAUUCGAACGAGAGUAUCAGGUAAUUUCAACAGAUGGGAGAAAGCGGAUUUUGCAGUCUGGAUCCAUUCAUUAUCCUCGAGCAACUCCCGAAAUGUGGCCAGAUAUCAUUGAGAAGGCAAAAGAAGGAGGACUGGAUGUAAUUGAAACAUAUGUUUUCUGGAACUACCAUGAGCCUGUGAAGGGACAGUACUACUUUGAAGGGAGAUUCGACUUAGUUAAGUUUGUGAAGACAGUGCAUGAAGCUGGCCUGUUUGUUCAUCUUCGUAUUGGUCCAUAUGCAUGUGCUGAAUGGAAUUAUGGAGGAUUCCCUCUUUGGUUACAUUUCAUUCCUGAUAUUCAAUUCCGGACCACAAAUGGCCCUUACCAGGCAGAAAUGGAACUUUUUCUUGCUAAAAUUGUCAACUUAAUGAAAGAAGAGAAUCUUUUUGCAUCACAAGGAGGACCAAUUAUUCUUGCUCAGGUUGAAAACGAAUAUGGAAAUGUUGAGUGGGCUUAUGGAGUUGGUGGAGAGCUAUAUGUAAAAUGGGCAGCAGAAACUGCUCUAAGUUUUAAUACAACAGUUCCUUGGGUGAUGUGUGCACAGGAUGAUGCACCUGAUCCAAUUAUAAACACAUGUAAUGGAUUCUAUUGUGAUGAAUUCACCCCAAAUUCUCCUUCAAAGCCAAAGAUGUGGACAGAGAACUACCCUGGAUGGUUUCUUGCAUUUGGGUAUCCUGUUCCUUAUCGACCCGUUGAAGACCUGGCUUUUGCUGUUGCACGUUUUUUUGAAAAAGGAGGCACUUUUCAAAACUAUUAUAUGUAUUUUGGUGGAACAAAUUUUGGACGGACAGCUGGAGGCCCUCUGGUUGCUACAAGCUAUGAUUAUGAUGCCCCAAUAGAUGAGUAUGGAUUCAUAAGGCAACCAAAGUGGGGUCACUUGCGGGACCUACAUAUGGCAAUAAAGCAAUGUGAAGAAUAUUUGGUAAACGCAGAUCCAACUCAUCAAUCCCUUGGUAUAAACUUAGAGGCGGAUGUAUACUAUAAAACACCCGAUGACUGUGCAGCUUUUCUUUCAAAUUAUGGAAGCGCUUUAGAUUCAAAUGUGACAUUCAAUGGGAAAUCAUAUUUUCUCCCUGCAUGGUCUGUGAGCAUUCUUCCAGAUUGUAAGAAUGUUAUUUUCAACACAGCAAAGGUUGUGGCUCAGAAAAGUGUUGGUGAUGCUACUACAUUUGUUGAGAGUGAAUUUUCACUGUCAAAUUCAAGUUGGAGUUGGUAUGUAGAAAAAGUGGGUGUUUGGAGUAAUGACUCGUUUACAGCAACCACUUUGGUAGAGCAGAUUAAUACAACAAAAGACACAAGUGAUUUUCUUUGGUACACUACAAGGAUAGAAGUAGAUGAAAAGAAAGAUGCGUUUUUGCUCAUUCAGAGUUUGGGACAUGCUGCUCUGGUUUUUCUGAACAAAAAAGCUUUAGCAUUUGGGUAUGGUUAUCAUGAUGAUGCAAGCUUCAAUAUAAGCAGAAAGAUUAGUCUUGAACAAGGAAACAACACUUUGGAUAUUAUUAGUAUGAUGAUUGGUCUACAGAACUAUGGUCCAUGGUUUGAUAUCAUGGGGGCAGGCCUAUAUUCAGUCACCCUUGCUGAUCUCAAGAAUGCUAAACAGGACAUUUCAUCUAAUGAGUGGACCUACCAGGUGGGAACUGAAGGGGAAAGUCUUGGACUUGAUAAAACAGAUGCUGCUAAUAGUUCCAUAUGGACCCAUGGCACUGAAUUGCCUACUAAUCAGAGUCUCAUUUGGUAUAAGUCCACAUUCAUUGCCCCUGAAGGAAAAGGUCCUCUAUCACUGAACCUUGGAAGCAUGGGGAAGGGUGAAGCUUGGGUGAAUGGGCAGAGCAUAGGACGAUAUUGGUCAACUUACCUUUCACCAUCAACAGGUUGUACAGAUAAUUGUGACUACAGAGGAACUUAUAAUGCACAAAAAUGUCAGAAGAAAUGUGGUCAACCAGCCCAAAUUUUAUAUCAUAUACCACGGACAUGGGUGCAUCCUGGUGAGAACUUGGUUGUUCUUCAUGAAGAGCUGGGUGGCGACCCUUCCAAAAUUUCUGUGCUCACACGAACCGGGCAGAAAGUGUGUGGCCAUGUCUCAGAGGACGAUCCGAUUCCGGUUGAACUCUGGAAACCCAAUUCCGAUUCCAGUUCUCAAAGCCCUCAACUCCGAUUGACAUGUGAUCAAGGCUGGAAAAUUUCAUCUGUUGGUUUCGCUAGCUUUGGGAAUCCCAAAGGGGAUUGUGGUGCUGGAUUUACUCAAGGAAGUUGUCAUAUUGACGUUUUAUCGAUUGUUGAACAGGUUUGUAUCGGGAAGGAAAAAUGUUGGGUUCCUGUUUCAACAGCUAUACUUGGGAACCUAUGUCCUGAGGUGGCAAAAACCUUGGCAAUUGAAGCUUUGUGCACUGCUUGA
Lactuca virosa is the source of this 2448-nucleotide messenger RNA. The record is from the annotation of a GenBank genome assembly. NCBI's taxonomy places the organism in Eukaryota, Viridiplantae, Streptophyta, Magnoliopsida, Asterales, Asteraceae.